UAUAUCAAUGCUUCUAGUAUCUAGUUAUUAGAGAAGUGUUGUAUACUUGGGAAAUAUAUCUAUGAUGUUAAUUCCUUCUCAGUUGAACUUGGGAUCUAACACCAAUACUGUAAAAGACAAGUACUUUUCCGCCUCUGCAAUUUACUCAAGUAACCCCGUGCCUGCAACCCCUGGAAGCGUAGAAAACUCUCCAGGAAGCGCAGGAAGUCGACCGGUGUAUCAAUGCCCAUCGGCUGAUGGUCGAAUGUUUGCGCCAAAAAUGCAGUCCGAUAUUCCGGGGUUUCACAUGUACGCCGCGGCGGCGGUAGUGACCGGUCAACCCGGCUCAUCGGCUCUCAAUUCACCGGCAAGUUACGCUGCAGCUUCCGCACCAACACACAGCAUCGUUCCACCACAUUACGGCUCUCCUGCAAUUGAUCCUUCACCAUAUUACACGCCGCUGGGAUCUGGAUAUGAUAUGAAGGGUGACAUGUGGAGCGGUGGAUACAAUCAGCCUGCUCCAACAUAUUAUCAAUAUGAUACAGGAUUUGGACCGCAGUAUCCGUACGAAAGAUACUGUGGCAUGGAUAUGAACGAUGGUGUACGGCGGAAAAACGCAACCCGCGAAUCGACAAACACUUUGAAAGCUUGGUUACAAGAACAUAAAAAGAAUCCAUACCCAACGAAAGGCGAAAAAAUUAUGUUGGCAAUCAUAACAAAAAUGACUUUGACACAGGUAUCAACGUGGUUUGCUAACGCUCGAAGGCGUUUGAAGAAAGAAAACAAAAUGACGUGGAUACCAAAAAAUAGAGCAAAUGAGUCAGGCUCAGGCAAUGAAGACAGAAGGCAAAGUGACGACAAAGACACUGAUGAAAAAUCAGAAGAUGAAG
Molecule: messenger RNA, 869 nt
Organism: Styela clava
Lineage: Eukaryota; Metazoa; Chordata; Ascidiacea; Stolidobranchia; Styelidae
Source: RefSeq, a predicted model, not a curated record